This is a messenger RNA of Ilex paraguariensis (yerba mate), 429 nucleotides long. NCBI's taxonomy places the organism in Eukaryota, Viridiplantae, Streptophyta, Magnoliopsida, Aquifoliales, Aquifoliaceae. The record is from the annotation of a GenBank genome assembly.
AUGGGGUGCCUUGGUUGGAUUUUCAGCUGGGUGAAAGUAUGUGAGCAUGCUUAUUCUUUGGCUCAAAAUUUAGAUCCUAAUAGCGAGGGAAGGGGCGUGUUACAGUUCAAGACUGGUUUGAUGUCUGUAAUCAAGCAAAAGCUUGCAAAGAGGGAAGGUGGAAGCAUUGACAGAAGUCUAGACAUUGCUCGCUUACAGGAGUUCUAUAAGAAGUAUAGAGAGAAGCAUAAUGUAGACGAGCUACGGGAAGAGGAAAUGAAGUUGAGGGAGUCGGGUGCUUUCAGUGGUGACCUUGGAGAGUUGGAACGUAAAACUGUGAAAAGGAAAAGGGUUUUUGCAACUCUGAAAGUAUUAGGGUCGGUACUUGAGCAGUUGACUGAGGAGGUUUCGCCUGAAGAGGCAGAAAAAUUAAUUCCUGAAGAGGUUUAA